AUGAAGCAGGACAAGGGUUGGCACCCGAACCGUACUGUAAGCCAAAGCCUGGUUCACCGAUUCCCGAGCCUUAACGCAUCACUCAAGUGUACAGUAAUAAAACCUGGAACCCCGCUACUGGAUGACUGUCACUGUAUUCUGAGGCUCCUUGCCAGAAUACCGGCUAACGCUUCGGGCAGGACAAGCUGGAGGGCUAUCAUCGGCAGUCUCGCGGUGACCCUGAGCACGUGGACGCUCAUGCUCUCCUGCCUUCGCAUUUGCUGCCGGCAGAAAGCGGGAAAAAGGGCAAGGAUCUCUUGCACCCUGCUGCACCGCUGGGUCAGAGACUGCGGAGAUGUCUUUUUCACCUUCCCACUCAUGGGUGUGAAGGUCGUUCUGGACAAGAUGAUCGUCUCGCCGCUGACUGUGGCACAGGCGGCCUUGCUUAGAAGGAGAGCUGCGCAGACGCUGCGACUGCAGGACCAGCUGCUAGCAGAGGGUGGCAACACACCUGGCGCAGGCCGCAAGCGCGAGAGAGCCAGCACCGGCAGCUUGCCACAGCGAAUCAAGCGUAAGAGCACGGCCCGAGAGAAGCCGAAGGAGCCCGCAUCCAGGAGCUCCGCAGCCACACGGCCAAGAUUGGUGCCUGAUGAUUUUCCAGAACCGAGCUUGCCGCUGUCUCCUCCCGAUGAGGAGGAGCCAGCUGUAGAUGAGUGGUGUCAAGUGCACCGGCAUAGUGAGCAUCCGAAACGAGCACUGCCCGCAGAGCGGUCGCGGCCAGCAGAAACGUCGAAGCUCGCACGUGCCUGCAAAACCGGAGAGAGCGCUCCAUCGAGAAGCCAACUGCCCACCCGGAAGGUCAGCGUUCAUUGUACAGUGGACGAGCGCGAUGACGGAGAGGGUGGCGAGCUGUUGGAUGAUGCACCUCAGGUGGAAAGCAGCUCUUCCAAGCCAAUAGCGAUAGCAGCUGAAGUCGCUCCCCAGCCGAGUGUGACGCCGCCGAGUCCGAGGCAAACACCGACACUUCCGCGGAUAUCGCCUGCACCUCCGCUCCCAGUGGCGGCAGGCCGUGGACCCAGCGCCAGCCGGAGGCCGCUCGAAGACCCGCGCUCCGCUGGCAGCUCUCCUUGUGUGGGAGCGCCGCCGGACGCGCCGCUGCCACCAACGCAGCGACCCAAUGCCUCAGACCCUCGGGCGGAGCCUCGGGGUAACUCAGAGGACGCAGAGAUGCCUGUCAUCCUGACGCCCCUGGCUCCACCACCCUUGCACCCUCCCAAGCUUUCCGGUACGGCAGAGCCGAGUGCCGAGCUUCAAUGCGAGGAAGCCCAAGACGAGGAGGACUCCGAGCCCAGAAGGCCGCCUCCGCCCGACAUGCCUCCACCGCCCUGCCCCGCAGGGCAAGAGAUCCUGCGCUGGCUCCAGCAGCCCCCUAAAGGGGAGACCGCCGUGCCAGUUGUCGCGGAUAUGGGCUGCUUCUCCGGAGGUACCGGAGGCACCCCUGGCUGGGAUGGAGGGAUGAUCCAAAGCUGCGACAAGGAGGAAACGAUCUACGACCAGCUGCCUUGGAAGUCAGAGUGCCCAGGUCGGUUCCCUGCCGAAGAUGACGUCGGCAAGAGACUGGAAGCUAUGGUGGAGGAACUUGCAGGGCCCAGCUCCUUCGAACUCCUGGAAGAUGCCUUCAGCAAAGUCGACGCUGCCAGGGCGCGGUUGGACGCCUCACUCCAGAAAGAGCGCGAGGAGUUGGCGAUCCGUCACCAUGAGAUCCUCCAGGAGCUGCAUCAGCUCGUGCAGAGGAAUGAGUUGUUGAAGAGUGAGGCGACCAACCGAUGGACUCCGGAUGUGACAGACAAGAUGCCAGCAGACUCUGUGGAUGCAGUGAAAUUGACUGAGAUGGACCUGGCACAGGUCCAGAGGACGAAGUCGGACGAACCUUCUUCCGUUGGCCGCAAGAUGGCAGAGUUUCACGUGAUACGCGUGCAGGGCCAGACGAAGGUCUUGCGCGAUCCGGUGUCCGUGGAAGAUACUGAUGUCAAGAGACGGGACCACGCGAGCCGCUUCGAGCGGAUGGGUUCGGCGAGCUCUGGUGUACUCAAGGCGGAGGCGCCCAAAGGAAUUUUCAAGUUCGUCUUUGACCCGAUGUUCGAGACAGUCAUCUGUGUUCUCAUCGUGAUCAACUCCAUUGUGAUGUCGUUCGAAGCGCAACACGCGGGCCUCACGCUGGGCUACGACUUAGGCAUACGAACCUACAACGCUCCUGGGACGGAGCUUUGGCCGGGUGCAGCUGAAGUGUUCGUGGCUUCUGAGUGGUUUUUCGGACCGAUAUUUGCCGCCGAGCUGAUCUUGAAAGUCAUCGGCAUGAAGUGCCAGUUCCUGCGGGACUUCUGGAAUUAUUUCGACACCAUUAUGGUUGUUGCAUGGUUCGUCGACACCGUCUUCUCAGGACUUCUUCCCGUGGAUCCUAUGCUUCUGCGCCUUGCGCGCUUGGCCCGCCUCCUCCGCCUCAUGCGCUUGGUGAGGAAGCUGAAGGGCUUCGACGCUCUCUACAUACUUACCACCGCUCUCCGUGGCAGCGUGACAGUUCUUCUAUGGUCUUUCUUGAUGCUCUUCUUGUUGCAGCUGAUGUUUGCGCUCUUCUUGCAGAGGGUCGUCUCCGACUCGAUCGAGUCGAACAUCGCGAGCGAAGUCCUUGUGGCUGAAAGCAACGAGCUCUUCCUCUACUUUGGAACUUGCUCCAGGUGCUUGUUGACCAUGUUCGAGAUCACUCUUGGAAAUUGGCCUCCAGUGGCACGGCUUCUGCAGGACCAUGUGUCUGAAGCUUUCACCGCUUUCUCCAUUAUUCACAAGAUCACCAUCGGAUAUGCUCUGAUUGCGGUGAUCAACGGCGUGUUCCUCAAGGAAACCUUCCAGGCAGCAGACAAUGAUGACAAGAUCAUGAUGCGAAACACGGAGAAGAAGCGACACCAGCAUAUCAAGAAGAUGAAGUCACUGUUUGAGGCAGCAGAUGAGACAGGCGAUGGCGUCUUGGAUCGUGAGGAGUUCAUCCAAGUGAUGACCGAUCCGGAGAUCGUCAACUGGCUUGCCGCCAUGGACCUCCACAUCUCGGAUCCUAACAUGGUGUUCGACAUGGUGCAAGAAGAUGGAGGCAUCACAGCUGAGCAGCUUGUGAAGGGCGUCAGUCGGCUUAAAGGCUCUGCGAGGAGCACGGACCUACAUUUGCUGACGCUCGAUGUGAAGAAGCUCUUUUUCCUGGUCCAGGAUCUGUUUCUUGGCCAGUGGGACUCUUUGGUUUGUGGUUGCUAG
This is a messenger RNA of Symbiodinium sp. CCMP2456, 3279 nucleotides long. The record is from the annotation of a GenBank genome assembly. Lineage: Eukaryota; Dinophyceae; Suessiales; Symbiodiniaceae.